CCGACGACACCUAAACCUAUCCGGACAGCAGCCGAGUUGACAGGAGGCUGUCCUUAGCUAGCCGCAUUAGCAAACCGAGCAACAUAACGCCCACACAAGCCGUUUGUUUUCGGUCUAUAUGAGACGGUUGCGGUCCUGUGACAGUGCUCCACCCCUCAGGUAAGAGCUGAGGGUCGGGCCGAUGUCAUCCAGUGAAGGUGACAGAGGGGGUCUUUCUCAGGCUGCCCCAACAAACAACACCCAGGACGAAUUUGACAACUCUACUCAGACUGCUGCAACAUGCAGCACACCUAAGGCCAGCAAGGCCGAGUUAUCUCUUCCUGAGGCACAGAAUUCUCCUGUUUUGGAUGAGGUUUCUCCUUCCUCUACAUCCUCUUUUGAGAUGCUGGACAUGGAGUCAGUGCCACCUCCGUACCAAGAGGUGCAGCCUCACUGGUUCUUCUGUCGUCAGGCAGAUGACAGCGACUCCUGGCAUCCCUUCAGCAGAGAGGACUCUGACAAACUAGAAAAUGCUUUCAAUACUGGAGGAGGUGAAGAGGACAUUGUGGUUGCUGUGGAAGGGGAGCGCUACGAUGUACAUGUCAAGAAGAGGAUGCGCUUUGCUGUCUAUUGGGACCAAGGUCCCACUGAGGUCCGCCGCUGCACCUGGUUCUACAAAGGAGAUAAAGACACAAGAUUCUUUCCUUACUCUGAGGAGUUCAGUAAACGUUUGGAGGAAGCCUAUAUGAUAGCAGUGACCUUAGACGAAUGGAAAAGGAAGCUGGACUUUCCCACUGGAGAAACCGUCAUCUUGCACAACCCUAAGCUGAUAAUGCAUUAUCAGCCAAUAGGAUUGCAGGAUGAGUGGGUUUCCUCUCCGUCGGAACAGUCACGGCCUUGUACAGUCAAGAGAGGAGUGGAGAACAUCUUUGUAGAAAUACCUGAUGGUGAACCGGAGAAGGUGGAUCACCUGGUCUUUAUGGUGCAUGGGAUUGGUCCAGCAUGUGAUUUACGCUUUAGAUCCAUCAUACAGUGCGUGAAUGACUUCAGGAGUGUUUCGCUGUCCCUCCUGGCCUCCCACUACAGGCGUUCUCAGCAGGAAGGCCAUGUGGGUCGAGUUGAGUUCCUUCCUGUCAACUGGCACAGUGCUCUGCACGGGGAUGCCACCGGUGUGGAUGAGGACAUUCAAAGGAUCACUCUGCCCAGCAUCAGCCGCCUCCGGCAUUUCACCAACGACACUCUGCUGGACUUAUUUUUCUACAACAGCCCCACCUACUGCCAGACCAUAGUGGACACAGUGGCCUCAGAAAUCAACCGGCUACAUGCCCUCUUUAAGCAGAGACACCCAGACUUUAAUGGAGAAGUUUCUGUUGUAGGACACAGCUUGGGUUCUCUGAUCCUGUUUGACCUGCUAACCAAUCAGAGAAAUAGAUCCAGAGCAAGAGGAGUACCUUCAGGAGAACACUCUGCUCUGAACAGUGACACGUUGGAGCAGAUGCUGACUAAAUUGGACCUCCAGCAGUACCUGCAAACUCUACUGGCAGAAAAUGUCGACAUGGAAUCACUGGCUCUCUGCCAAGACAGUGAUCUUCGAAAUUUAGGAAUUCCUCUUGGACCCCGAAAGAAGAUUUUACACUACAUCAGAAAGAAGAGGCUUCCAGAGGACUAUGAGAUGGCACCAGGGCAUCAGACCUUGGAGUCUGGUCCACCUCAGGUUACCAGUGAGGGCAACCAGUCUUCAGAACUGCCAAGCCAGGAAUCCUGCCUCCACAAAAAGCCUUCUAUCACCGGUGCUGUGGACUACGAAUACUUUGAUGUCGGCAUUGGACAGUCCAAUGGAGGCAUAGCCAAGGGACAGGUGUCCAUCGAUUACCCUCAGCUGGCGUUUUACCCCGAGACAUUUUUUGCUUUUGGGUCUCCAAUUGGAAUGUUCCUGACUGUACGAGGCCUGAAACGCAUCGAUCCAAACUACUCAUUCCCAACCUGCAAGAGCUUCUAUAACAUCUACCAUCCAUAUGACCCUGUGGCCUAUCGGAUCGAGCCCAUGAUUGUUUCGGAGGUGGAUCUGGAGCCGAUGCUUAUACCGCACCACAAAGGCCGAAAGAGGAUGCACCUUGAGCUUAAAGACAGCUUAACCAGAAUGAGUAUGGAUUUGAAGAACAACGUUUUGGGAUCAUUACGGACAGCUUGGCAGUCCUUUACCAGACCAGUAGCUGCACUGCCCCCAGUGGAAGAGGGGGAAGUGACAAAUGACACAACCCCUGAGGAGGAUCAAGCAGGAGGAUGCACAGAAGCUGAGUGCUCAGUGUCAGCGGAGCAGACUGAACAACCCGACAUUGAAAUGGGCAUGCUGAAUGGAGGGCGGCGGAUCGACUGUGUCCUCCAGGAAAAACCCAUUGAGAGCUUCAACGAAUACUUGUUUGCCAUCCAGUCUCAUCUCUGUUACUGGGAAUCUGAGGACACGGCUUUGCUGCUGCUGAGAGAGAUUUACGACAACCUCGGCGUGGCUUUUGAACAGCCGCAACAGUAACAAAUUAGUGUGAAUGAAGAUCUGCUCUUGUGACUGUUAUCUGAAAGUGAAGGACAGCCGACAGAGCCGGAAACUGAAAGACAAUCUUCUCCAGAAUGCCUUACCGUCUGUGUUUUACCGGACUGCUGCCUGGAUGGUUUGCGGCAGUUGGGUUAUCUUAGUUUACGUGUGUUUGUCAAAGCUUGUUUGCCGUAGUGGCGGCUCUCCUGCCAUUCCUGCAAUCCAAAUAUUUCAAUUUAGUUCUGAGAGUUUUCCGAGAUCUAAACAAUGCACCUUUUUGACUAAAUGUUAUAAUUUAUUAGCACUUUCACAUUUGGCAUGACUUCGUGGUCAUGUAAAGAAAGAUUAUGAUCAUAAUUACUUAAAAUGCAUGUGAGAGGGUAGUUCAUUUUCAGCUGUCAUUUCUUUGUCAUUCUGUGGAAAAAGAGAUUUAUAAAUACAAUUAUCUGAUCUUUAGACACUUUAGUCUACGUUGACCAAAACUGUAUAUCGCCCUAUAAGAAACAGCUGAGGCUUUUUGUUUUCUGUUUAACAAUGAAGGUUUUGUUUCUGUUACAAGUUUUCUUUGGCAGCUAUAAUUAUUUUACUUAUGUAAUAAACAUCUUGAAGCCUAAAGCUGACACUCCUUUAUUUUAGUUAUUCAGUAAUGUUAACUACACUCAUCUCCUCUCAAUUUGCAUACAGUGCUAUUUAAACCAAAAUAUAGUGCACCUUUCUGAUUAGCCGAAUGUUUGUUUAUAUUUGUAUUUGGUUAUAUUUAUCACAGGAAUCUAAAGUAUAAAUCCUUAUGAAGAGUUGUUGUAGUGUGGAAAGGAGGAUUCCUCAGAAGACAACAGGAUUGUCUCUUUAAUAUGUAUUAUGCAACUUAUCUCCCUUUUUGUAUCUACUACAAAGUAAGUUUGUAUAGACUUUACAAAAAGGCUUCCUCUACCAAUGCUCCAAGUUGGGACAAUUUUAUCUCAAGUCCAGACCAGCACUACAUGCUUUAUAUUGUUAUUGAUUUAGAAACAGAAUGCUAUUAAAUUGACUUUUUUUUUAUGUCUUUAGUCAAAAUUAUACCCAUUUCCAUUUCAGUCUAGUCUUCAUGAAUAAAUUCCUUAUUUGUCAUGUCUCUGCUGCAUGUAUUUCUGUUGUUUAAAAAUUAGAUUCCCCUGCUUUUUGAUAUCUGUACAUUUCAGUUGUUUUUCAAGCAACAAGCAAUAAAAAUAUUUUUUAUUUAUCGUAUUAUAUAAGAAGAAAAGUGUUAUCUUCCAGUAGUCUCAGUUUAUUUUAUAGGAAAAAUUAUGGGUAUGUUGGAAAAACAGUUCCACAUCGCUAACUUUCCAAGCCUUUUUGUCAUUAUGACAUAAAUGUAUAUUACUUGUUUUAUAUGCACUGAUGGCGGAACCACAGCCCGACAGCAAAGCUGUAAAUUGAGUAUUUUGGAUGAAAUCAUUGAUAAAUAAAUCUACUGAGGUUGCUUGUUUUCUUGUGUUAAGUUUCACAAUAAUAUAUAAAAUUUCAGUAACAGCAGUGUUUUCACUCAACGUAAUCCUCUUACGUUGAGUUAUGACAGUCGCCUAUUCAGGCCAGAAAGGUAAUAUUCUCUUUAAAUACUUAGCUUUAUAAAUGUGGAUACUUGUCUUAUGUGCCAUAAUAAAGAUAUUAUUGUGUA
Molecule: messenger RNA, 4163 nt
Organism: Xiphophorus hellerii (green swordtail)
Lineage: Eukaryota; Metazoa; Chordata; Actinopteri; Cyprinodontiformes; Poeciliidae
Gene: ddhd2
Product: DDHD domain containing 2
Exons: 19
Coding region: 182-2509 (775 amino acids)
Cellular component (GO): cytoplasm; COPII-coated ER to Golgi transport vesicle
Molecular function (GO): triacylglycerol lipase activity; protein binding; glycerophospholipase activity
Source: RefSeq, a predicted model, not a curated record